Molecule: messenger RNA, 1077 nt
Organism: Ascoidea rubescens DSM 1968
Lineage: Eukaryota; Fungi; Ascomycota; Saccharomycetes; Ascoideales; Ascoideaceae
Product: Low-affinity zinc transporter of the plasma membrane
Exons: 1
Coding region: 1-1077 (358 amino acids)
Biological process (GO): zinc ion import across plasma membrane
Cellular component (GO): plasma membrane
Molecular function (GO): low-affinity zinc ion transmembrane transporter activity
Source: RefSeq, a predicted model, not a curated record
AUGUCUUCAUUUAGUGAUGUUUUCUUCGGUGGUGAAGGUGAUGAGUGUGCAACCACUAAUGAUUAUAAUGGUGAACAUUGGAAUGCUAGAAUUUCUACUGUUCCAGUUCUUUUAGUCACCUCAUUGUUUGGUGCUGUUUUCCCUGUUAUGUCAGCAAAUACCAAACAUUCAUGGAUUAAAAUGCCAGAUUGGUGUUUCUUCUACUGUAAAUAUUUCGGGUCUGGUGUUAUUUUAGCAACAACCUUUAUUCAUCUUUUAGAUCCAGGUAUUGCAUGUCUUGCCGAUGAAUGUUUAGGUGGUGUUUGGAAUGAAUAUCCAAUGGGUUUAGCCGUUUCUUUAAUUUCAUUAUGUAUUAUUUUCCUUGUUGAAAUUUUGAUUUAUUACUUCCUUAAAGCCCACAAUAAGGCUCUUAAUGAAUUUGAACAUGAUGCUGAAGCUAGUAGUGAUUACAAAACCGAUGCUAUUCAAAAAAUUGAUUCUAAGACUUCUCUUGAAAAACAAUUAGGUAAAAUGGGACACAAUCAUGGUGGUGAAGUUGGUGCUACUACUGUUGAUGAAAAAACUCUUUAUUCAGGUCAAUUAGUUACCAUCUUUGUUUUAGAAUUCGGUAUUAUUUUCCACUCUGUCUUUGUCGGUCUUUCGUUAACUACCUCUGGUGAUGAAUUUACAACUUUAUACGUUGUUAUUGUUUUCCAUCAAUUCUUUGAAGGUUUAGGUUUAGGUGCCAGAAUUGCAUGUACUAAAUGGCCAGAAAACAGAAAGUUAACUCCAUAUUUAUUAGCUGUUGCUUAUGGUUUAACCACCCCAAUCUCUGCUUCUAUCGGUCUUGGUGUUAGAAAAUCAUAUGUCCCAGGUUCAAGAACUGCUUUGAUUGUUACUGGUAUGUGCGAUUCCAUGUCAGCCGGUGUUUUAUUAUAUUCAUCAUUGGUUGAAUUAAUGGCCCAAGAAUUCUUGUAUUCAAACGAGUUUGAUGAUUCUGUUCCAGGUAAGAGAGAUGGUUUAAAGAAAUUAAUCGGUGCCUACAUCUUAUUUAUUACAGGUGCUGCUCUUAUGGCUUGUUUAGGUAAAUGGGCUUAA